This is a messenger RNA of Gracilinanus agilis (Agile Gracile Mouse Opossum), 1530 nucleotides long. It is a transcript of the gene TAPBP, whose product is annotated as TAP binding protein. Gene Ontology annotation, cellular component: membrane. Gene Ontology annotation, biological process: antigen processing and presentation of endogenous peptide antigen via MHC class I. Lineage: Eukaryota; Metazoa; Chordata; Mammalia; Didelphimorphia; Didelphidae. Bases 58 to 1410 code for a protein of 450 amino acids. The transcript is spliced from 8 exons. The record is from RefSeq and is a predicted model, not a curated record.
GAAAGGAGAACCUCUUAACGGCAGCAGUAGCUGCUGGAGGGGCUUGAGAGAGGAGCUAUGAAGCCACUGUUCCUGCUCCUUGCCUUGGGCAUACUGGCAGUGAGAUGGUCGGAUGCUCGCCCGGGGCCCUCGAAGUUGGAGUGCUGGUUUGUGGAAGAGCAGGGUGGUGGUGGGGGCAUGCUUCGGGGAGUGACCAAGAGACCUGCUGUGCUGCUGCUGAGACAGGGGCCUGGGGAGCCACCGCCUAGACCUGACCUUGAUCCUUCACUCUACCUGAAAGUGUAUGAUCCUGCUGGCUCUCUUGGGGAUGCUCUUCAAGGGUCACCAGCUCCAAACUGUGAGCUGAACCACUAUAUCCCCAGCCCUGCAGCUUCAGACUGGGUGGCUGGCCUGACCCCUGAGCCUUACUCUCCUCGGUCCUUGGAUGGGGCUUGGCUGGUGGUCAGCUUAACUAGCCCCCAGGUUCACCUCUCCAGUCUCCUGCAGCUGUCUCAGUCCCAGCCUGUUCCCUCCCCAGUUACCAUAGCAACAGCUGUGCUGACAGUCUUCACCCGCUCUCCUGCCAUUGUGGUACAGCCCAGUAAGGAUGCUACUUUGGACUUGAGUUUUACUUACUGGCCUCCCAAUUUGGGUAGGGCUCCUUCUUCCUUGGGCCCCCCUCCUUUUGGGCUGGAGUGGCGGCGACAACAUCGAGGGACUGGACAGCUGCUCUUGGCCGUGACUCCAGGCCUGGGUAGCCAGGCCCUGGGAUCUCCGGAGGGGGCUGUGGCAUUUGCAACCUGGGAUGAGGAGGGAGCGGAGGGCCCAUGGAGUGGAAAUGGUACCCUGCUGCUGCCUGCGGUGCAGCCAAGCCAGGAGGGUACUUACUUGGCUACAGUCCACCUUCCUCACCUGCAGGCCCAAGUCGCCCUGGAGCUUAAAGUACAGAAGCCCCCAAAAGUGACCCUUAGCCCAUCGCCUAUAGUCUGGGCAUACCCAGGGCAAGCUCCCCCAGAGCUUCUCUGCCUUAUUUCCCAUUUCUACCCCCCGGAGGAGCUAAAUGUGACCUGGGAGUUUCAGAGUGGUAUGGGAAAAAGGAGCAGGGUGGCAGGUGGCCAAGCUUGGCGCUCUAGCUACCGCUACCACCCCGAUGGUACAGUCAGCAUCUCUGCAUACCUUCGCCCACCCUCAGUAACAGUGGAGCAGCAUGGAUCCCACUAUGCCUGCCGGGUCCACCACCCCAGUCUGCAGACCAAAUCCCUCAGUGCCCAGGUGUCUCUGGAAGUGGCAGGAGUCUCUGGGCCUUCCUUGGAAGAUGGAGUAGGGUUGUUCCUCUCAGCAUUUCUCCUUCUUGGGUUGAUCAAAGGAAUGGGCUGGGUUGUGGCCUCCCUGUCUCUUUCCACAGAAACAAAGGACAAGAAAUCACACUGAGAAAAACCUGAGCUGCUUAGAACUCCAGGAGAGACCUGAUUGACCAACAGACAGAUGAGGAGAUGGUUUGGGGUUGGGAAAAGUAUGCUUGUGAGGUUAAUAAAGUUGGAUUAGUAAGAA